Messenger RNA from Bufo bufo (common toad), 1892 nucleotides. RefSeq names its product cleavage and polyadenylation specific factor 6 (gene CPSF6). The record is from RefSeq and is a predicted model, not a curated record. NCBI's taxonomy places the organism in Eukaryota, Metazoa, Chordata, Amphibia, Anura, Bufonidae. Gene Ontology annotation, molecular function: mRNA binding. The transcript has 10 exons. The coding region runs from base 99 to 1736 and encodes 545 amino acids. Gene Ontology annotation, biological process: mRNA alternative polyadenylation. Gene Ontology annotation, cellular component: mRNA cleavage and polyadenylation specificity factor complex.
GAAGUGACGCACGCUUUCCCGCUUUGCUCUCCUUCCCCGUACAGUCGCCAGGCUCGCGGCGCCCGGUGACUGGCUGGCACGGCGAGUUGCGGAAGAAGAUGGCGGAUGGAGUGGAUCACAUAGACAUUUAUGCGGACGUGGGAGAGGAGUUUAACCAGGAAGCAGAGUAUGGGGCACAUGAGCAGAUUGAGCUGUACGAGGAUGUCCUCUCCCCUUCUGCAAACAAUGGAGAUGCUCCGGAAGAUCGGGACUAUAUGGAUAAUCUUGCUACAUCGGUGUCGGAUGAUGUAGUGAAAGGGUCUUCUUCCAAUGUUGUAUUUACUUAUCCAGGGAAGAGAAUUGCUUUGUAUAUUGGAAAUCUUACAUGGUGGACGACAGAUGAUGACUUGACAGAUGCUGUUCACUCCUUGGGUGUUAAUGAUAUUUUGGAAAUCAAGUUUUAUGAAAAUCGUGCAAAUGGCCAGUCAAAAGGGUUUGCACUGAUAUGUGUUGGGUCUGAGUCCUCAUCAAAGAAACUCAUGGAUUUGUUGCCCAAGAGGGAACUUCAUGGACAGAAUCCUGCUGUAACACCCGGCAGCAAGCAAUUCCUUAGUCAGUUUGAAAUGCAGUCAAGAAAAACAGCUACACAGGCUGGCCAAAUGUCUGGAGAAGGAAAGGCUGGCCCCCCUGGUAUAAAUGCCCGCCUUCCUUUUCCGCCCGGUGGCAGAGGUAGGGGUCGGUUCCCAACCUCAGGUCCUGGUGGUGACAGAUUUCCUGGACCUACUGGACCCGGAGGGCCUCCUCCACCUUUUGCGGGUCUGACUCCUCCAAGGCCACCUAUGUGCCCACCUGGUCCUCCGGGGCCACCUGGUCCCCCUCCACCUGGACAGCCACUUCCUCCCCCAUUGACUGGACCUCCAAAUAGGGGUGACCGCCCUCCUCCCCCAGUACUAUUUCCUGGACAGCCUUAUGGUCAACCACCCCUAGUUCCUCUCCCUCCAGGUCCACCACCCCCUGUCUAUGGUCCUCCACCUGGUCCACCACCACCUCAGCAAGGUCCACCUCCUCCACCUGGUCCAUUUCCCCCACGGCCUCCAGGUCCCCCAAUGGCACUUGGACCACCACCUCAUUUACCAGGCCCGCCUCCAGGUGGACCUCCUCCAGCUCCACAUGUGAAUCCAAACUUCUUCCCACCUCCAGGCAAUGCUGGUAUGCCUGCAUCUGAUAGCAGAGGACCACCAUCAUCAGACCCGUAUGGUCGACCUCCUCCAUAUGACAGAGUAGAUUAUGGGCCACCAGGAAGAGACAUGGAUUCUGUCAGAACUCCUUUAAGUGAAGCAGAAUUUGAAGAAAUAAUGAAUCGAAACAGGGCGAUUUCAAGCAGUGCGAUUUCAAGAGCAGUCUCUGAUGCCAGUGCUGGUGAUUAUGGAAGCGCAAUAGAAACUUUGGUAACAGCUAUCUCUUUAAUUAAACAAUCCAAAGUUUCAGCCGAUGAUCGUUGCAAAGUGCUGAUAAGUUCUCUACAAGAUUGUCUUCAUGGAAUUGAAUCGAAAUCUUAUGGUUCAGGGUCUAGAAGACGUGAGCGUUCAAGAGAAAGGGACCAUAGUAGGUCCCGAGAAAAAAGCAGGCGUCACAAAUCUCGCAGCAGAGAUCGUCAUGAUGACUAUUACCGGGAAAGAAGCCGUGAACGAGAGAGGCAUCGCGAUCGGGAGCGGGAUCGUGACAGAGACAGAGAAAGAGAAUAUCGUCAUCGCUAAGCCAGCUGAAAGAAGAGGAGCUUCUUGAAUGAUCAACACCUACUCUGCACAGAAGACACUUGGCCUUCAGCUUGCUUCAUGACUCAGUUUCUGAGAACUUGUGGAUAAAAAUGAACAGAUCUAGAUGUGAAUAAAGCAAAUCUGCAAACAUGGUAA